UGGGCCGGAGACUCGCCAUUGGAUUAAAAAUAGCAGCGUCGCCAGCCCGCCCCGAGCCCCCGGUGCCCGCUCCCGCCCCGCGGCCCGCUCUCCCCGCCCGCCCCGGCUCGCCCGGCUGCGGUCGCCCGCGCAGCCCGCCCGUCCGCCCGCUCGCUGGCGCCACCGCCGCCGGCGGACAGCGCGCUCCGGCUCCGGCUCGGCUCGCUCGGCUCCGGUGCGUGCCGAGGCCAUGCAGCGCCGGGGCGCCCUGUUCGGCAUGCCGGGCGGCAGCGGAGGCCGGAAGAUGGCUGCAGGAGACAUCGGCGAGCUGCUGGUGCCGCACAUGCCCACGAUCCGCGUGCCCAGGUCCGGCGACAGGGUCUACAAGAACGAGUGCGCCUUCUCCUACGACUCCCCCAAUUCUGAAGGUGGACUCUAUGUAUGCAUGAAUACAUUUUUGGCCUUUGGAAGGGAACAUGUUGAAAGACAUUUUCGAAAAACUGGACAGAGUGUAUACAUGCACCUGAAAAGACAUGUCCGAGAGAAGGUAAGAGGGGCGUCUGGUGGAGCGUUACCAAAAAGGAGGAAUUCCAAGAUUUUUUUAGAUCUAGAUACUGAUGAUGAUUUAAAUAGCGACGAUUAUGAAUAUGAAGAUGAAGCCAAACUUGUUAUAUUCCCAGAUCACUAUGAAAUAGCACUACCAAAUAUUGAGGAGUUACCAGCCCUGGUAACAAUUGCUUGUGAUGCAGUUCUCAGCUCAAAAUCUCCAUACAGAAAGCAGGACCCAGACACGUGGGAAAAUGAAUUGCCAGUAUCUAAAUAUGCCAACAACCUCACCCAACUGGACAAUGGUGUCAGGAUUCCUCCAAGUGGUUGGAAGUGUGCCAGAUGCGACCUGCGAGAAAACCUCUGGUUGAAUCUGACUGACGGCUCUGUCCUAUGUGGAAAGUGGUUCUUUGACAGCUCUGGGGGCAAUGGGCAUGCGCUGGAGCAUUACAGAGACAUGGGCUACCCACUAGCCGUGAAACUGGGAACCAUCACUCCUGACGGGGCAGAUGUUUAUUCUUUUCAAGAAGAAGAACCUGUUUUGGAUCCUCAUUUGGCCAAGCACUUAGCGCAUUUUGGAAUUGAUAUGCUUCAUAUGCAUGGGACAGAGAAUGGGCUCCAGGACAAUGACAUCAAGCCGAGGGUCAGUGAGUGGGAAGUGAUCCAGGAGUCGGGCACGAAGCUGAAGCCAAUGUAUGGUCCUGGCUACACGGGUCUGAAGAACUUGGGCAACAGCUGCUAUCUCAGCUCUGUCAUGCAGGCCAUCUUCAGCAUCCCAGAAUUCCAGAGAGCGUAUGUAGGAAACCUUCCCAGAAUAUUUGACUACUCGCCUUUAGAUCCAACACAAGAUUUCAACACACAGAUGACUAAGUUAGGACAUGGCCUUCUCUCAGGCCAGUAUUCAAAGCCUCCGGUGAAAUCUGAACUCAUUGAACAGGUGAUGAAGGAGGAGCACAAGCCACAGCAGAACGGGAUCUCUCCGCGCAUGUUUAAGGCCUUUGUAAGCAAGAGCCACCCGGAAUUCUCCUCUAACAGACAGCAAGAUGCCCAGGAAUUCUUCUUGCACCUGGUGAAUCUAGUAGAGAGGAACCGCAUCGGCUCAGAAAACCCAAGCGAUGUUUUUCGUUUUUUGGUGGAAGAACGCAUUCAGUGCUGUCAGACCCGGAAAGUCCGCUACACGGAGAGGGUGGAUUACCUGAUGCAGUUACCUGUGGCCAUGGAGGCGGCAACCAACAAGGAUGAACUGAUUGCUUAUGAACUAACCAGAAGGGAAGCAGAAGCAAACAGAAGACCCCUUCCUGAGUUGGUGCGUGCCAAGAUACCAUUUAGUGCCUGCCUUCAGGCCUUCUCUGAACCAGAAAAUGUUGACGAUUUCUGGAGCAGUGCCCUACAAGCAAAGUCUGCGGGUGUGAAAACAUCUCGCUUUGCUUCAUUCCCUGAAUACUUGGUAGUGCAGAUAAAGAAGUUCACUUUUGGUCUUGACUGGGUUCCCAAAAAAUUUGAUGUUUCUAUUGAUAUGCCAGACCUACUUGAUAUCAACCAUCUCCGAGCCAGGGGGUUACAGCCAGGAGAGGAGGAACUUCCAGACAUCAGCCCCCCGAUAGUCAUUCCUGAUGACUCAAGAGAUCGCCUGAUGAACCAACUGAUAGACCCAUCAGACAUCGAUGAGUCAUCAGUGAUGCAGCUGGCCGAGAUGGGUUUCCCGCUGGAAGCAUGUCGCAAGGCUGUGUACUUCACUGGAAAUAUGGGUGCCGAGGUGGCCUUCAACUGGAUCAUUGUUCACAUGGAAGAGCCAGAUUUUGCUGAGCCACUGACCAUGCCUGGUUAUGGAGGGGCAGCUUCUGCUGGAGCCUCUGUUUUUGGUGCUACUGGAUUGGAUAACCAACCUCCAGAGGAAAUCGUUGCUAUCAUCACCUCCAUGGGAUUUCAGAGAAAUCAGGCUAUUCAGGCACUCCGAGCAACGAAUAAUAACCUGGAAAGAGCACUGGAUUGGAUCUUUAGCCACCCUGAGUUUGAAGAAGACAGUGAUUUUGUGAUUGAGAUGGAGAAUAACGCCAAUGCAAACAUUAUUUCUGAGGCCAAGCCUGAAGGACCUAGAGUCAAGGAUGGAUCUGGAACAUAUGAGCUGUUUGCAUUCAUCAGUCACAUGGGAACAUCCACAAUGAGUGGUCAUUACAUUUGCCAUAUCAAAAAGGAAGGAAGAUGGGUGAUUUACAAUGACCACAAAGUUUGUGCCUCAGAAAGGCCCCCUAAAGACCUGGGCUACAUGUACUUUUACCACAGGAUACCAAGCUAAACCUCAAAUAUAAAAGUUGGCGAGAAGAAGCCAUAUGCCUUUUUAAUUUGCCAAAAAAAAAAAAAAAAAAAAAAAAAGAAGAAGAAGUUGAAACAACCAGACAUGAAGGAAUACAUGUGGUAUUUAUAGUUUAUUUAAAGAGCACGAUCAGUUGACACCUUCUGAAAUAGAACUGGGAAGAAAUUUCUAUUAGUGAUGAUACACUAUUAUAUUGUAGAUAGUUUUUAUAAAUGUUCAAAAAGAGGAUGAUAUUUAAAAACAAAAAAGUAUUCAUAUUGUUGGUGGAGGAUCUGCCAUCAGCACAUCAGAAAUGGAGAUGUGCCCCCAGCCCUCUAUUUUGCUUUGGGGGUCAGUGGUAGUGGCCUCCAGAGAAACCAAAUAAUGUGGCCAGUGGUGUGGCCUUACCCACAGCAAAUGAAAAGCCCACUUGUGUUUCAUAUAGAAAAUCAGCAGUUGGGUGGGGCUUUAUUUGUGACAUAUUUUUUUCAUGACAUACAAUAGUUUCUGAUGUAUCCAUGUAGAUAUUAUGCUCUGUCCAUAAUAGAGCCUCUGCAAUGAAAGAUAUUUUUAAUUUAAGUCAUAUCAAAAUUCAUAAUAUGAUUGUGUGAAUGUGUGUGAGAGUGACUGAGAGUGUGAGAUUUACUAGAAAAGGGAGUCCACUAGAAAAUCUGUGACAAGUUUGUUUUUAAAGGCUGAACAGUUGGUAUUAAGCAUAUCUGAAAAAAGCAAGUAAAUAUUUUCACAAAACUAUGACUCAGGAACCUUCGAGAAGAUUAGUUCCCCACUUAGAUUUUAAGGAGUAAAAAAAAGGGCUGAGUUAUGCCUUUAAGUGCUGUCAAGAAUUCACUUGGGUUUGGGACAUUUGCUGAUGUAAUGCUAGAUGCCCACAGCAGCAUAAUAUUGUACUUUGUCAAAGGUAGGUAAAUUCUCUGUUUCUCAGCAGCCCUUUCCCCAAAAGGUAUGGUGUUUAUUUUUAGUUAAAAUAGCUAAUCUCUUUUUACCAUCUCACAUGAUAACUCUUUGGAGUCAUCUCACGUGCCCCAAAUUUGUCUGUAAUUUUCCCGUCUCUGAGCUCUUUAUCUGCCUCCAUUUCCUUGUUUUUCUGGGGCCAUAGUCUCAUCUCUGCCCUUUUUUGGUUUAUCACCUUCUGACUUGUCUUUACUGCUUAUCUGAUGUGACCGACAGUGUGAUCUUGGACACUCUAAGGAUUUUAGAUGCAAAGAAAUUUUAUAUAGACUAUCCUUUUCAUUUUGGUUAUUUCAGCAUUUUAGUUGCAACCUGGGAUUAGAUUAGAGUUUCCAAUGUGAUGAAAAGUGGAAUGAUAGCAUUCUGUAAUUUCUAUAAUUUUCCUACUGGUCUGUAUCAAAUUCUAGAGUCUCUGGAGUUGCUAUUUCAGAUUAUUCGGUCAAAUGAAAAAGGAUUUAUUGCUGCCUGUUUAACGUGUAUUUGUUUGGUUGAAAGGGUCUUUUUAGAAACUGUAGGAAAAUAAACAGAGCAACCAGUUGAAAUAAAGCACAGACAUUGGAUUAGGAUGUAGUGAGUUGUGAGCAAUCAGGAUUCUGGGUAUGUUGGGGGGCCCUGUCUCAUAGGUGAUCCUUUGGUGCCAUGUGAGCGAGGGACAUGGUGUCUGAGGCCCAUGGCCUGGAGACCUGGGUGCUGCUCCUAGUUGGCUGUGGACCUUGGGCAAGUCCUUCAUCCUUCUUGUGCCUCACUGUCCUCAUCUGAACAAUGGUAUGAUGACACCUGCCCUUCUUUCCAAUCAUGCUUUGAGGAUACAGUGAGAUUGGUUACAGUGAACCUUCAAUGAGUAGAAUGUGGUGUGCCGUGGUGGGUCAUAGUAGACUGCCUUUUCUCCUCUGAUGUUUUCCUCAAUUUGGGAACAAAUGAGAUUGGCAGAAGGAGGGAGCUCAUGGUGCAGUACUUUUCUACUAAAGUGUGCCCACUGGUGUCACCUCCUAAUAUUGACUUGGAUUUCCUAAAGCAGUCCUACUCUGUUAUGAGAGUCACUGACUCCCGUGGACAUCCCCACACUAAGCAGCCUUACAAAAUCCAGUCCCCUUAGGGCAGAGUGAGUGUCAUAGAAUAAUAACUCCAAACCCGCAUCAAAAAUGGCUUGUUUUCAGCGAUGUUAUAAAGCAAAGACCUGUUUUUUGGAAUUGGGGGUGACUGAGGGGUUUGGAUUGAAAUGUGGAUAAAGACAGCGUGUGUAUUUUGAAUAAAAUAAAAAUUUUGUAAUAAAACUUUGAAAAAUCA
This is a messenger RNA of Rhinopithecus roxellana (golden snub-nosed monkey), 5074 nucleotides long. It is a transcript of the gene USP13, whose product is annotated as ubiquitin specific peptidase 13. Gene Ontology annotation, molecular function: protein binding; zinc ion binding; cysteine-type deubiquitinase activity. Bases 230 to 2821 code for a protein of 863 amino acids. NCBI's taxonomy places the organism in Eukaryota, Metazoa, Chordata, Mammalia, Primates, Cercopithecidae. The transcript has 21 exons. The record is from RefSeq and is a predicted model, not a curated record. Gene Ontology annotation, biological process: protein deubiquitination.